GCAUUGUGCAAUUGCAUUGCACGUCGCGAAUUUCGGCCGACAUUCGUGACGAGAUUGUUAGCGGGAUGGAAAUUGAAAAGAAAAAGGCGUAAAGAACAAAUUCUACGAUGCGUCGCACGGCGAUUGGCCCCGGAAUACUAACGACGUCGGUAUUACUUUAUGGUAUUGUUACGCUUUCGUAUUACGACACGAUCUAACGUAUCGUUGCGCACACAUAUUCGCCGUGUGUUACGCAAUUUUUUAUAUAUUUGCUUGAGCAUCUAUCCAAUCGAUUAUGUUAUAUUAGAACAUAGUAUAUUAUCGCAAUAAAAUUGAACGGAACAUGCGUAUUUGAUCGCAAGCUAACGCGGAGAAUUCUAAUAAUCAACACGAAAUAAUCACACUAUUUGUUUCAUUAUACUACUUUAUAUUAUCACUAAUUUUUAUAUCCACGUUUUUUCUUUAUCAAAUGAUGUAGCGCCCGCAAUUUCUCGAUUUGAUGUAAAAUUUAGUCGGUAAUAUUUUUUUUGAGACCUCCUGUGUGUGCUUUAACUUUUUUUCCGAGAAUAUAAUUAAAGUCUGAACUAUUUCAAAUUCAAAUAUGUCGCGACGUACAUCUUACUAGUAUCUUAACUAUAUGCUUAUUUAAUAUAUGCUGAUUAUGUGUAAGGGAAACUACUAAACCUGCUUAAUUAUUCACCACAUAAUCUGGUAUUUCGUAACGUAAUCGAGUAGAAUUUGUGAAUUUUGGCAGUCGCUGCGCGGCAAAGUGGAUGUCACUUUCUUGAUAACCGGCAAAGUGGGAGUCGGUAUAAAGAGAGGAUAUAUUCCGUGGCGAUAGUCAGUGGGUUCUCAGUGAGAGUGCCGUGAUCAUUUCACCGUUCUACCGUGAAAGUCAAAUAUGAAGCUGGCGGAACUCUUGAUAGUAACGUGUUGCUCGAUAAUCGUCGCACGAUCGGAAACCUCGAAUACCGAUCAGGAGUUGCUGAAGAGAGCGUCGGAACAGCUCGAGCGGUUAGCGCCGUAUCGAAAAAGCGCUGAACAAGAAGCGCUGGAUCUCGUGAACCUCUUGGAGGCCUGGAGACCGGUGGGUCAAGACGUCUCAAGCGAGAGGAAGAUCGACGGGGACCAGAGGGUACCUUGGGAGUUACUCGAGAUUCUGCCCGAACAGACAGAGUCAAGCGAGGCAGUGAAGCGAGCAGACGAGAAGAAGCGCAUAACGAUCGACAUCAUCGCCGAUCCCAAGUACGCCGCGAUGAUGCAGGAGAGGAUAAAGCGCGGCUUCAACCAUGGAUCCGCCAGUCUCCUCACCAGCAUAGCGGGUGGUGUCCUGAGCGGCGUCGCGAGCGCAUCGAGCGGCUCUGCGGCGAAAGCAUCGGCGAGCAGCAGCCAACCCGAUCACAAACCGGCUUACAGCGCAUCUCCGGUUUAUUCGUAUGAAGAGAAGCCCUUCGGUGCUUGGGACUUCAAGAAGACGAUUUUUAGCACAGUGUUUCAAGCUCUCAAGGCGAUAAGCGGCGGCGUGCUGGCGUUGAAGGGACAGCUGGUUAAGGGCGGUGGUUACUUGCUCGCAGCUAAGGGCAAAGUUAUCAGUAAAACCGGGGACGUUAUCACGUCCUUUGGUAAACAACUCACGAGUAGUGUGGCAACCUAUCCAGCGUCCUAUCCGCCGGACACGUACACGUACGAGCAACAUCCGCCAGUUGAAGACAUAGGAUACAAUUCCAAUUACCAAGGAUUACCGCCGGGUCCUGACGGAUAUUCUGAAGCAAACGAUUAUUCUCCACACUCGACGUACAGCGGGCCAUCAGAUGACAAUAAUCAGGGCGGCCUGCUGAUCGUGACGCCGACGAAAUCUGACCUGGACGAGCACAGCGACCAGCACGCGAACAUAGCGGAAGUGAAGCCGGACCCUGCGAAGUUAGAGGAAAGUUUCGGCGGUCCGGUCAAGGCCAUCAAAGACUUCUUGAUCAGCGUGCCGAACGGCAGCGGUGGUGUCAGUGACACGACGGAUCACCAAGCUGUCGUUGCUCAAGACGAUCAUGACAACAACAUCAACGUGAACUCUUACGCAAACUCUCCUAUCGCGCAUCCAGCACCAAUCUAUGGAGCGCCCGAACAUUAUUCCUCGCAUCUUGACAAACCGACGCAGACCUACCCUGAGAACUACCCUGCGGUCGAUCAGGAAAACUUUUAUCAUCAUCAUCAUCCCCCGGAACCAGCGGCACCGCUGAUCCCAUCGUCGCAUCAUUUCCCGAAUCUGGCCGACCCUCAUCUGUCCAUUCAUCAGAGCGUGGAGUAUCCACCGUUGCAUGUGCAACAGCUCGAUUACCCACACGUUGGCCCACACGAUGGCCCGCACGGAGCAUUGACGAAUCCAUUGUUAGAGCCGGUGCCCAAGUUACCUCUCCAUGACGACGGUGGCACGUCGGUCUAUGCCAGUAUUACCGUGGACACUGAACCGCAAGUCGCGCCCUUGAAAGUGCCCCUGCUGGGCUACCCUGGCGCCUUGAACGACUUGCCCAAGUUGCAAUCGCACGUGGAUUUCCACGGGCAAUCGCAGUUCGCGAAUCUUCACAACAGCUUGGAUGGCCCACUAAGGAUACAGCUUUUGAACCCGUUGUCGGCGGAUCAUUGGCAGGGUCAAGACCCGUUCGCGCCGGCGUCAGCCUUCGGCACGCUGAAACCCUUUCAUAAGAGGAACAUCCUGCAGAGACGAAUGUUAGCCAGCCGACGCGCGCGUUACGCGUCGUUGCAGGCGACAAGACUCCAUCGGCUGUAACGUCAGGUAACGCGUCGGUAGGCGUAUAUAUAAAUAAAAAGAGAGGAAACGGCGUUUCUUCGAAAGUUUUACGAUAUUUAUUAUGAGACAGAUAUCCGGAUACCUCGGGCCGGAAUUGUAUCGGAUAUUUAUCGAAUAUUCAAAACGUGAUGAAGUGAAGAGAUGAGAUGAACGCGAUAUAUCAUCACGGGAAUCAUCAGGUAUCGUUUCAACUAUUCGUGGUUGAGAAGCGCAAAAUAUUUGUGCGGAUUAUAGAAUAUUUGUAAGUCUGCAUUGUGUGUGAGUGUAGGAGUAUACCUGAACACUUUCAUUUCAUUCCAAUAUACGAGAUUGUUUGUCCGAGCUAAAUUAAAAAAAUAACAUCCCGCAAUGUUUUGUUUUUUCUUCUUUUUUUUUAAUAUUCGUUGCAUGUUUCAAGAAAUAUUAACGUAUACUUUAAUAUGUGCACGCACGCUCUUUCUGUUACAGUAGUCUACGCGUUCGCGUACUAUCCACACUCGGCCAAAUACAAACUACCGUAUCCUUAUUACGGGCGAUAAAGACUUCUGGUACAGGCAAUCGCGGGUAUAGUGCGUUACACAAGGCAGGGUAGUUCAUCAGUGAGAGAAUGAGAUCUAUCGGAUUCGAUGUUUGGAAGACGAAAAAACAUUCGGAGUUCGAGAAGUACCCGCGCAUCAUUGAAAGCUAUGUUAUAUCAGCUGCCCAAAAAUUUCUCGAAAAUUUCUCCAUUGAAAGGAAAAAAAACUCCUAUUUUCACACCUUGGGAUGUUUUGUAUAUAUUUCAACUCGCUGACAGAAUUAUAAUGCUCAUUCUGUGAGCAAUUAUGAGACACUCGUGGAUCCAGAAAUCAACCAAACCGUAUGACGAUAAAUAAUUUCUUGUCACUUAUGUAGGAUAAUUAUUGCGAGUAUAUAUAAUUUAAUUUUGUGAUAAAGACUCUCGUUGUUAUAUUUUCGCUCGUGGCGGAUUCGAACGUAAGUCCCAAACAAAAGUUGUAGUGUUGCCUGUAAAGGACUUACAGCCAUUAAGAGAAGGGCUUUUCUGUUAUCUAUGUGUUAUAGUUUCUUUAAGUAAAUAGAUAUAAAAUCUUA
Odontomachus brunneus is the source of this 3853-nucleotide messenger RNA. RefSeq lists its product as uncharacterized. Bases 881 to 2761 code for a protein of 626 amino acids. Lineage: Eukaryota; Metazoa; Arthropoda; Insecta; Hymenoptera; Formicidae. The transcript has 5 exons. The record is from RefSeq and is a predicted model, not a curated record.